UGACAAUCUAUUUUGAAGUUUAGGAGUUGGAUGCUUCAUAAUCGACGCCGGGAUAAAAGGCGACUGGGCGAGUUAUUUAUUCAUUUGUAGUUAAAUUAUAUCGGGGACACAUUACAUGGUUGAAGUGGCUGCAGUGAAAUUCUAUAAACAUGCCGAAAUACUAUUGUGAUUAUUGCGACACGUACCUAACCCACGAUUCACCUAGCGUUCGCAAGACGCAUUGCACGGGACGCAAACAUCGCGACAAUGUCAAGUUCUAUUACCAAAAGUGGAUGGAGGAGCAAGCUCAACACUUGAUCGAUGCUACAACCGCAGCAUUUAAAGCCGGAAAGAUCAGCCAAAAUCCAUUUGCGGUGGCACCUCCGAAGCCUGGCGGCGCAGCGAUCCCACCACCGAACACGCUUGGUCCACCGCCACGUCCUGGAAUGAUGCCACCCGGGAUGCCGCCUAUGAUGAUGGGACCGCACGGACCUAUUCCGCCUCCAAUGAUGGGAAUGCGGCCGCCACCGAUGAUGGGACACAUGGGACCAAUGAUGGGCCCACCUCCACCUAUGGGCGCUAUACCUGGUAUGCGACCGCCUGUUGUGACCGGACCUCCGCCAAAUGUGAAUCAAUCGUAGUUUUAAGUUGUAGAUUAGACCCUGCUCCAAUGUGUAUUACUUGGUGGAAUACAAUUUUUGGAAGCCACAA
Messenger RNA from Hermetia illucens (black soldier fly), 690 nucleotides. RefSeq names its product U1 small nuclear ribonucleoprotein C (gene snRNP-U1-C). The record is from RefSeq and is a predicted model, not a curated record. Gene Ontology annotation, molecular function: pre-mRNA 5'-splice site binding; zinc ion binding. Gene Ontology annotation, biological process: mRNA splicing, via spliceosome; spliceosomal snRNP assembly; mRNA 5'-splice site recognition. NCBI's taxonomy places the organism in Eukaryota, Metazoa, Arthropoda, Insecta, Diptera, Stratiomyidae. The transcript has a single exon. Gene Ontology annotation, cellular component: U1 snRNP; nucleus. Bases 150 to 620 code for a protein of 156 amino acids.